AUGGAGAUUAUAAACGUCACGGUGGAAGCCGAAUAUAUAGUCGGAGUUCCCGAGUUGAACGAGCUUCUUAGCGUAAGAACUUUCAUUGCCCUGGCUCUUCCGACUGAAGAAUUUAUCGAGUUAUUCAAAGUGGUUCUCGAAGGCAAAACCCUUUGGAACUCGUUUACCCUCGACCGGUUCAUAGAAGUCAACCGUAAUCUUAGAAUGAGUCCUCCUAGGCAACUUCAUCAUGUUCCGCCGCCUCCUCCCAUACCUCAAGGAACAUCAGCCCGGGCUAUUGCUUCCCGGUGCAAGACGCUAUCCAAACUGAUGGUCGAGGCUUGCGAGGCAAACAAAUCCUUCCUUAUGUCUACUAUUGACAAAAAGGAAUACAGCUGGACUCUUUUAGUUGAUAAUGGUAGUACCGAAGGGGCUAGGUUCACCGGCACUUUCAGAUUUACACCUCGUCGUGAGGGCCGUAGUGGUCGCUCUCCUCGAAGAGAUCGAUCUCCUUGCUGUGAUUCUCCUCGACCUUCUUCCCGAGAUGGGACAAAUCAAAGGCUCGAACUGAUCGCUCCCCUCGAUCGUCUCCUCCACCCUGAUCGAUGGGUCCUCCUCCUAUCGUCACAUCUCCUUCUUCUCGACCUAGUGGCAAUAAUACUAUUCAAAGUGCGACUCCCUGACAGGAAUAUGCUGAGUCUCGGGAUACUUCUCCAAGGACAUCGAUGCUUGGAAGGGAAAUUUUCUUCCCUCGAAGCCGACCUUCGCUCCCUCUCUGAUUCUAAGCAAAAGUUGGAAGACCGAGUUGACCAUCUCUCUUCCGAGCUCAUGAAAUCAAACGGCUCUAGCAAACCGGUUGAUUGCCGAAGCUCUUUCGGUCGUAAACUACGAGACAUCGUCCCAGAUGAUGAAAAUGAUGUUGGGCUUGAACCGAAAACCACUUCCGAGCAACCCCCUGCCGCUGAACCGAAUGAAACUGAGCCAGCUUUUGCUGAACCCGAGGCUGAUCAGGCCUUUCUCUUAGAAUGCUAG
This is a messenger RNA of Arabidopsis thaliana (thale cress), 1011 nucleotides long. RefSeq lists its product as uncharacterized. The coding region runs from base 1 to 1011 and encodes 336 amino acids. The record is from RefSeq and is marked reviewed. The transcript has 6 exons. NCBI's taxonomy places the organism in Eukaryota, Viridiplantae, Streptophyta, Magnoliopsida, Brassicales, Brassicaceae.